Messenger RNA from Fukomys damarensis (Damara mole-rat), 7787 nucleotides. RefSeq names its product ALS2 C-terminal like (gene Als2cl). The transcript has 28 exons. The record is from RefSeq and is a predicted model, not a curated record. The coding region runs from base 873 to 3794 and encodes 973 amino acids. NCBI's taxonomy places the organism in Eukaryota, Metazoa, Chordata, Mammalia, Rodentia, Bathyergidae.
UUGUCCAGCGCCUCCUGGACCUGCGGGGACCAGCACCGUCCUCCCCGCCCCUAGUCAGUCAUAUAGGUUUAAGGCAAUUUGGGGACAGUCCCGGGGCGGUGACCAACGGGAGUAGGGACGCCGGCCAGCACGGGCAGAAGGGCUGGACGGAGAAGCAGAAUGGUGUUGUCCCACGGGCCGGCGUGGGCGCACACUUGACAGCAGGGGCAGAGUAGACGGGAGGAGGCAGGGGCGGGAUGGGACAGAGGCGGUGGGUGGAGACGCAGGGCCGGCCGCGUGGGACAGCUUCAGCGGCUCCUGUGUGCUGGUUGACAGGGAGGCGCUGUCCAGACCAGGAAAUACCAGAGCGAAGGCCAGGACAGGGUGCGGCUGGGCGGAGGGGCCGGGCAGGGGCAACAGGGGGCCCGGUGACCUCAGCAGAGCCUACUGUGGACAGAAGCUGGGCUUGCAGGAGAGCAGGUCUGGCUGCGCAGUGGCCACAGGCAGGAGGUGACUCACCUGUGAGCGCGGGACUGGCCACACCCCACGCGCCGCGCUGACACCCAAGCAGCCUGGGGAGCUAGGAGGAGGCCGGUCCGCUCUGCGUUGCGGAUGAAUCCCAGAACUCCCUAGCCUGGGGGAAGGCCCCAACCAGACUCCCGGCCUCGGCCUCGGCUGCAGCCUCCCCUCCGCCACUCCUCUGCUACACCCGACUUCCGGCUGGAGCUGGGGUACUGUGGCUUGCUUCCCCAGGAGACCACAGGGUCCCUGAAGGAUGGCAAGGCGGCCAGGACACAGCGACACGGGGUUUUCCCUGGACACUUGGGAGCCAUAGCCGGUGCUGAGUAAGGGAACAAGCAGGCUGGAACUGAGCUCCAAGAGCAGGAGGCACCAUGUGCAGCGUGGAGGACACAGCCCUGCUGCAGCUGAAGGAGGCCUUCCUGGCCACGCUGGAAGGGGUCAGCUUGAGCAUCCUGCAGCCCUUGCUCCUGGCCGACCCAGAGCCCUCGGAGCCCCGGGGCCAAGAGUGCCUGUGGCUCCUGCAGCAGCUGCAUGGGAGCUUCCAGCAGCUGCAGGAGGUGACCAAGCAGAGCCUGGAGUCCCUGCAGAAGAGGCUCCACCAGCCAGGCACCACCGGCCUGGAGUCCCUGCUGCUGCUGGGCAGUGCUGACCGCUUCCUGCAGGUCCACAUGGAGUAUAUCGAGUCCUACACAAGCUGCGUGGUGGUGCAGGUCUUCCAGCAGGUGACAAAGAGGAAGGGCAAGUACUGGCAUAGGCAGUGGGGGCUGCUGCAGAAACACCUGCCGGACGUGAGCUUGGAGGGCCCGGUGGACACUGUGCUGGCCCAGGCCCUGUGCCAGCCGCUCACACAGCACCUGGAGCAGUGUGUGCCCUUCCUGCUGCAGCUUGGGGACAGCCUUGGCGAGAGUCACCCCGCCCAGGAGCUGGUGGCGAAGGCUGUAACCCUCUACAGGAACCUGCAGUCCUUCCUGCAGCAGGCGCUGGACCAGGCCUCGGCCACUCAGGCCCUGUGGCACAGUCUGAGCAGCCGCCUGAAGGAUGCGCUCUGCACUCCGGCUCGCCGCCUCUUGCAGGACAGCCAGGACAUCCCCGUGAUGGCCACCCCGCUGCGGGCCGAGCGCGUGCUGCUCUUCGAUGACGCCCUGGUGCUGCUGCAGGUUGGGGGACCUUUGCACAGGCUGUUGUCGCUGCUGCCGGCCUCUGUCCGGGGAGCUCCUCGGCCCUCAGGCCUGGGCCUUGUGCCCCUUUCCCUGCUGGCCACCGAGCAGGCGCCGGGGCCAUCGGUCUCCUCCACGUCUAGGUGCAAGUUCUGGGUCCUUACGCCAGAGGAGGAGUUCUCCUUGUGCGCCAGCGAGCCCCGGGGCCGGGUGGUGUGGCAGUGGAAGGUGAGCCAGGCUGUGUGCCAGGCCCUUCGCGGGAGGAAGGACUUCCCGGUGCUGGGGGCCGGCCCCGCGGCCCCUGAGCCCCCUGCCUGCCGCUCUGCAGCCUACACCUUCCGAGCCGAGGGCCACCUCUGCGGGGCCACCUAUGAUGGGGAGUGGUGCUUGGCCCGGCCCCACGGCAAGGGGACGCUGAAGUGGCCGGAUGGACGGCAUCACGUGGGGAAUUUCCAGUGGGGCCUGGAGCACGGCUUCGGCGUCUACCUGGUGCCGAGGGCGGCCGAGGACCAGUUUGACUGUUACAAGGGCCACUGGCAGGAGGGCAGCAUGCAUGGCUAUGGCAUCUGUGAGUACGGCUCGGAGGAGGUGUACAAGGGCUACUUCCAGGCUGGCCUGCGGCACGGGUUUGGGGUCCUUGACAGUGCCCCGAAGGCCCCGCAGCCCUUCCGGUACACAGGCCACUGGGAGCAGGGCCAGAGGAGUGGCUACGGUGUCCAGGAGGACAGCAGCAGGGGCGAGCACUACAUCGGCUCGUGGCAGGCGGACCUGCGACACGGCCCGGGGGUGGUCGUCACCCAGGCGGGGCUGUGCUACCAGGGUACCUUCCAGGCCGACGAGAUGGUGGGCCCUGGGGUCCUCCUCUCGGAAGACGACUCGCUGUACGAAGGCACCUUCACCAGGGACCUGACCCUCGAGGGGACGGGCAAGAUCACCUUCCCCAACGGCUUCACCCUGGAGGGCUCAUUCGGCAGCGGGGCAGAGAGAGGGCUGUACACACAGGGCGUGCUGGACACGGCUGCCCUCCCACCGGACCCCAGCUGCACCCACAAGAGGCAGCUGGGCUUGGGCGCCUUGCCCGUGGAGAGCCGCUGGCGGGGCGUCUACAGCCCCUUCUGGGAAUUUGUGAAUGCCGGCUGCCCCGGGGAGCUGCAGGAGGCCCUGCUGGGCUUCCACGUGCAGAGCUCGAGGGACUACUUGAGCUGUGAGAGGGGCUGCCUCAAGGACAAAGCAGGCAGGAUGGAGGACGUCCUGGAGGAGCUGCUGCAGCACCGGGAGCCCGCAGCCCUACGGCGGUACCUGCACAAGGCUCUGAGCACCACACGGCACCCCCUGGGAAAGCUGCUCCGCACCCUGAUGCUGACCUUCCAGGCCACCUACACGGGCAUCGGGGCCAACAAGCACCUGCAGGGGCUGGCGCAGGAGGAGGUGAAGCAGCACGCCCGGGAGCUCUGGGCUGCCUACCGGGGUCUGCUGCAGGUGGCCCUACAGCUCAAGGGCCAGGUCCCGGAGGAGGCGGAGGAUGCAGAGACGAGGGACCGGCGGGUGCAUGGACUGAUGCUCCCCCUCGUGCUGCCCAGCUUCUACUCUGAGCUCUUCACCCUCUACCUGCUGCUGCAUGAGAGGGAAGACAGGCUGUACAGCCAGGGCAUCACCAACCUGAACCUGUUUCCCGACACCAAGCUGCUGGAGUUCCUGGACGUGCACAGGCACCUGUGGCCCCUGAAGGACCUGCGGCUGACGAGUAAUCAGCGGAGCUCCCUGGUCAGGGACAGAUGUUUCCUGUCGGCCAUCGAGUGUCUGCAGAAGAUCGUCACCACAGUGGACCCCCGAGAGAAGCUGGAGGUGCUGGAGAAGACGUACGGGGAGAUCGAGGCCACUGUGUCGCGCGUGCUGGGCCGGGAGUACAAGCUGCCCAUGGACAACCUGCUGCCGCUGCUCAUCUAUGUGGUGUCUCGGGCACGAAUCCAGCAUCUGGGGGCUGAGAUCCACCUGAUCCAGGACAUGAUGGACCCGGUCCACACAGGUGGCCGGUAUGACUUCCUGCUCACGGCCCUGGAGUCCUGUUACAAGUGCGUCCAGGACAUGAGGCUGCGCCAGCUGCCUGGCCACUGGGACCUCCGGGACCUCGGGUAGCUGCACCUGCCACGUGCUGCCUGUCUGUCCGGGAGCCAGUUCCAGGCACCGGACAGCCUGGGGAAGUUGGUGCCGUCUUUCUCUCAGGCAACCUCCCACUGCCCUGGCUGGCUGCAUCACCAUGCUCUGAUGACCCCGUAACUGGGGGUGAGGAGCCCCUGCUUUUCGUAGCCUGAGCUUUGUGUCCUCUUGACCAGGCCACCCCCUGUGUGCCCCGGAGGCACCCUCUGUAAACGGGGCAAUGGUCCACCAGGGCCUGGUGCCACCUUGCUGACUUCUGGAGUCCUUCUGCGUCUGUCUGUAGUCUGUUGGUUGGGCCGUCGCUGAAACCCUGCUGUCUCAGUCUCGUCGUCCCUGUUGUUGCGUUCCCGGCCAGAGGCUCCAGCGGGCUGUGACCCCAGUGGUGUCCCUGAGGAUCUGCGUCCUCCCUGGCUCUGCCUCUGGCCUGCUGGGUGUGGACUUGGAGUCCAGGAGCUGUGCUGCGCUCACCUUGUGUGCAUGGACCUUGCCUCACCACCAGCAAGUCCCACGCAGGUCGAGAACGGCAAGCUGGCGGCCUCUGUGGGCUGUGGGGACACAACAGGCUCCCACGAGGCCUGCCUGGGCCCCGACUGAUAAGCACCUUGGGCUCAGGGCCUGUAGGGUGUGGGGCUCUGGGCUUUAUUUAAAUGGUGGCUCUAGUGGGUCCCACCAGGUGCAGGACUGGGUCUUUGGGCAGCCUCCUCCCUGUAAAAGAGCUGCUCACACUGAACCAAGGCUGGGCCCCAUCGGGGACCAUAGAGCUCUGGCUGCCCCUUCAUGGCUGCCUGCAAAAGAAACAGGAGAGGCUUCUGGUCUCGUUCUACCCAUCACGUAGAUCUGAACACAGGGCCAGGGCUCUGGUUCUGCCAGUUACAGUCAGCUGUCAUCGCUGGGACAAACUCCUGAGAAGAGUGACCUAGAGGAAGAGAGGUUUGUUGCAGAGGUUGCAGUCCGUGGUCAGCCAGCCACAUUGCUUCAGGCUGGUGGCCAGGCAGAAACACCACGGCAGACAGUGUGGCAGAGGAGAGCUGAGGACAAGACACACCUUCCCAUUAUACCUCCAGUGACUUUCCUUCAACCUGGGCCCCCUCCUGAGUCAUCAGCUGGGGACAGCUGUCAACACAUGAGCCUGUGGGGGACAUUUCAGAUCUAAACCGUAUCAGCCAGGAAGCUGUGGCAUCCCCGAGAAAGUCCCCGGGUGGGAGGGCGGAUUUCCACACACCCAGGACUAUGGUGGCUCAUAGGGUCCUCCAACUGUUACCAGCUUCCUGGCCCAUGACAGGAAGAACCUCUACCCCGUCCUGCUAUACCAUGGCGAUCCCAGCACCUCUCCAGCCUCCUUUGGGAUCAGGGAGCCCUGUCCUCCACCCACCUUGUCUCUGACAUGGGUUCCAGUGGCUGUUGCUGAAGGCAGGCACUGAGGGGAUGGCAGAGUGACGUACAGAGCUAGGGCCUCACAGCUGGGCCUCCCCGCUUCCUCCUAAGCAAACUUUGUAUUUGAGGGGUGCUUUUCUGGGGAACUAUCGCAGUUAGGACGUGCUUACUUCCUCCAUUUUUGUAAAAAGUCCACCUCAUCUUUAACGGCAUCUGCUGCCUGUGGGCGACAGGGAACCCUAAAUGUCUCACAGACGCCUGGGUAGCCACCCACUGCUGGAGCUCCGACCCUCGUCUGCCUGCUGGGAUCAGGGGUCCCAGGGCACGUCCAUACGUCGGGGGCACAAUCCGCUCUGCGGGUGGGGAAGGCCUGUACUGUAGCCGACACCCGGUGUUGCUCUGGGAGACACUGCCUGUCGGGACCAGACCAUGGCCCUUGCAGUCCCUUUGCCCCUUGACCGUGCAGCUGGCAGUCAGGCACAGUCGGCAGCCUUCCUGGGCCUCGUGCUGGUGUCACGAAGCAUUGGCUUGGAUUCCCACGCUGUGUGAGGCGAUGUGCAGGUGACCAUGGUUCUUACCUGGGCUCUGCAGAGCUGGCCACCUUGCUGCUUCCGCUGAUGUCCAUUGCGAGAGGGUCCUGGGCCAUGGACAUGACGUGUGUCGUGAAUAGAGGGCACAGGCCCAUGCAGUCUGCUUCCGGGGAAUUGGACUAGAGCAUGAAGCCAUCCCACGGUCCGUGCCAACCCACUUGGUCAGUCCAUUGGCCGCUGGCUCCAGUCGGUGAAGGUGAUGCCUUUUGGAGGGAAAGGUUUCCGGGUGUCUUCGCUUUCCCACUGCUGGACAAUACCACCCACAGCGUAAAGGAGGAGGCUGAGUCGGGCUCACAGUAUCGGAGGGUUCAGUCCACGGUAGGCUGCUCCAAGGCAGGUGCAUCAUGACAGAGUCCUUCAGGCUAAUGUUCCUAGUAUUUAUUGCUUCUUCUUUUGAAGUGACCACUCUGUCCCCACUACUCAGGGGUCUUCAGUAGGUUUACAGGACCUGCGUAACUCGGGAUACCUGAGUAUCACGAGCGGAUUAUAGGACCACUGGAGCGAGUUUUUAUUUUAACAGGAUCUGUGCAGGAGCACAUGGGUUCAGCACACUGGACAGAGCCCUCCUAGACAAACCAAGAAAAGUGAAGGGAGGCUGCUUCUAGAACAGCUGCAGGCCUGUGAUUGGUUCAAAUUCGGGUCUUUUGAUUGAUUCAUAUACAGGCUUGUGGUUGGUUCAAAUGAGUGGGGCAGCCAGGACAGCUCAGCCCUCAUGGUGGCAGGUGAGCUGGUUGACUGACAGCUUCAGACCUCCCUGAAUACUGGGGAAUCUUCAGGGGGAUUGCGGUUAAUACUGGGCCCGGACCCUCCCCUCUGGAUCUUAGCCAUGGCAGGACUGUCCCCCUCCCUUCUUCAGAGGUGGCAGCGGUGGCCCGAGGGGGGCGAGGGGCAUGCAUCUGCCGGCCACGCUGCAGCUGCUGUUGGAGCAGCCUGCAUGGUGGCCUGACAGCAACCUCAUGGGUGGCAGGAGGGCACCGAGGCAGGAGGCAAGCUGUCCUGGUCCACUCUGGGGUGUGACAGCAUUGGCCAAACGUGCCCCUCGGGCCUGUGGGUGCCUCUCACCUGUCUGGUGUUGAGGUCCCGGGGAUCUAGGAGGCCCUUCUCACCCCGUUUCCCACCAGGGAUCCUGGGCCUAGGUGAAAGUAACAGAUUAACCUAAAGUAGACCAUCGACUUGCUUUUCCCCCAGGACCCCAUUUUCCACAGCAGUUUCCAGAACAGCCCUCAGCCCAGUGGCCCAUGAAAUGAGGCGGCUGUGCAGGCGCAGGCGGAGGGAGGCCGAUGCUCUGCCUGCUGGUGGUGGGUCGGCAGUGCUCCGGCUCCAGGCCCGCCCGGACUGGCUCCGGGUCUUGGUCCGGCUGCCCCAGCUGCCUGCCCCCAGCCGUCCCAGGGCGCGCGGGGCUUUGGUCUCUCCCAGCCUCAGCCCAGGCCGAGCGCAGGGGCUGACGUGGCCCGUGUGGAAGAUCGCGUAGAAACCAUCAUCAAGGCAGAUACGAGGUUGGAUAAUUUUGCUCUAGUAGAUCCUCCAUCUGUCGCUCAGCCCGGGUUCCGUGUGCACCUCAGCUCCAGAUAUCCGGGCUGUGCCUUUAGUCCUUGAGCAGCUGCUCUGGGCAAGGCUGAGGCAGGUGACCAGGGUCGGACACAGACGCGGCUCUGCCUGGAGGCCGGCACAGGCGACCAUGGUCCGGGCUCCUCCCCGCGUCGCUGUGACCCCAGCUUCCAGGGCUGUGCGUCCUCCAGUGUUCACGUGCUGGGACGAGGCGCUCUGUCCUCGUGAGGGGCUUACUGGUGUUUUUCUCAUUCUCGGAGUGGGUUUGUUACCGAAAGUCUGUCCCUCUCCCGCCCCUCUCGCACGUGCUGUCUUGCUCCUUCCCCUUCUACCCGGGGUGCUGCCAUGUGGGCUCCCCUCACCCUGGGACUUCCCAGCUUCCAGAAAUGUAAGAAGCAAAGCUCUGUUCUUUAUAAAGGACCCAGUCUUCUUAUUUUGCUGGCACCACCGGUUGCCCAAA